Molecule: messenger RNA, 2341 nt
Organism: Hypanus sabinus (Atlantic stingray)
Lineage: Eukaryota; Metazoa; Chordata; Chondrichthyes; Myliobatiformes; Dasyatidae
Product: gastrotropin-like
Exons: 4
Coding region: 1863-2207 (114 amino acids)
Biological process (GO): fatty acid transport
Cellular component (GO): nucleus; cytosol
Molecular function (GO): fatty acid binding
Source: RefSeq, a predicted model, not a curated record
CAGGUUUACUAUUGACUUGCAUGACAUGAAAUUUGUUGUUUUCCAGCAGCAGUAUAAUGCAAAGCCAGAAAAUUAAAAUAAAUUACAAAAUAGAUAAAUAGUGCAAAAAUAAAUAAUGAGUUAGUAUUCAUAGGUUCAUGAACCAUACAGAAAUCUUAUGGCAGAGGGGAAGAAGCUGUUUCUGAAUCAUUGAGUAAGGGUCUUCAGGCUUCAGUACCUCCACCCCAAUGGUUGUAACUUGCUGAGAAUCCUUAAUCAUGGAUGCUGCCUUCAAGGCACUGCCUCUUGAAGGUAUUCUCAGUGGUACAGAGGGUUGUGCCCAUGAUGGAGCUGGCUAAGUCUACAACCCUCUGCAGCCUUUUGCAAUCUCGUGCAUUGGAGCUUCUGUACCAGGCUAUGAUGGAACCAGCAAGAAUGCGCUGCACCAUCUAUCAAAUGAAAUUUGGUGACGUAACUCCUCCUGCAGUAGAGCCACUGGCAUGGUUUCUUUGUGAUUACAUCAAUGUGUUGGCCCCAGGACAGAUCCUCUGAGGUGUUAACACUCUGGAACUUAAAGCUGCUCACCCUUUUCACCCCUGACCCCUCCAGGUGGUCUGGCGUGUGUUCUACCAACUUCCGCUUCCUGAUCCACAAUCAACUCCUUAGUCUUGCCGCACUGAGUGAAGUUGUUCUUUCCAAAAGAACCAAGUAACCUGCCUGGCACAUGGCUGGAACAUUCACCCUAAUGAAGUUUGUCUCUUUGUGAUUGUCUUUAAACUUACUCCCCUACUUUUCCAUUUAUACCUCUGCCUUUCUUCAGAAAUGUAACCAGAGCUUCUAGUUGCCCUUUAUAGCACCUGCACCAUAACUGUUGUCUGUUUCAAAUCAUGUCCCAGAAAUUAUUGGCGGGAAGGAGAGGAUAUUAAGGCAUUUCAUUAUGAAAGGUAAAAGAUCUUGGGCUGGAUUUUGACGAUAAAUACACUUUUCUAAAUGUAUUUUAUGAUCAUAAGACACAGGAGCUGAAUUAAGCCUUUUGGUCCAUCAAUUCUUCUCCUCCAUUCCAUCAUGGCUGAUUUAUCUUCCCUCUCAACCCCAUUCUCCUGCCUUCUCAUAACCUUUGACACCCUUACUAAUCAAGAACCUAUCAACCUCCACUUUAAGUAUACCCAAUGACGUGGCCUCCAAGUCGGUCUGGAGCAGAUUCGCCAUGCUCUGGCUAAAGAAAUUCCUCCUCAUCUCUUUUCUAAGGGGACAUCCUUGUAUUCUGAGGCUGUGCUCUCUUGUCCUACACUUCCCCUACUAUAGGAAACAUUCUUUCCUUGCUACCCUAUCCUGGCCUUUCAAUAUUUAGUAGGUUUCAAUGAGAUCUUCCCCUCAUUCUUCUAAACUCUAGCAAGUAUAAGCCCAAAGCCACCAAGCUCUCUUCAUACAUUAACCUUUACCUUUCCAGGAUCGUGCUCAUGAACCUGCUCCGGAUCCCAUCUGUGGAUAUUCUAAAUUUGGCCGCAGAUGUGCCAUAUCGGACAAUAUUCUCUGAAGAUCAAUGUGCCUGCAGUUCACUAGAAUUUCAGCUGGUUAAUCUGGGUGCAGAAGCCAAGACACUAAUGAUAUUAAUGGGGUUUAUUGGGCUACAGGGACGGAAGUUAAGGGGGAUUAUACCCUUUUCAAGUAUUUAUUUAUGCAUUGCUUUGUAUAUUUAAUUAUUUUAAAUGUUUGUUGAUUUACUAAAUUACUUUUAUUUUAAUUUGAAGGAUUUCACUGUUUCUACCUUGACAGCUGGCAAAGCACAAGGCAUGGUUUUGCUGGCUGAUAAAGCUUUCAUGGGCAGUUUGGAGGUUAAUACAAGCUGAGCUGUUACUCAGGUGUCAUCACAGGAGUUUGGGAUGUUUCAGGCUUCUGCACUCAAAGCAGAUCUACCUGAAGAUGCCAUUGAACGUGGGAAGAAUGCAAAGUUUAACACAGUGGUUGUCCAGAAUGGGGAUGAAUUUACAUGGUCACAGAUUUAUCCAUGCCAUACUACAACCAAUCAAUUUACUGUGGGGAAAGAAUCUGAAAUUGAGAUGCUGAACUGUGAAAAAGCCAAGAUUACCGCAAAAAUCGAAGGAGGAAAACUCGUCAUGAAAUUUCCUAAUUAUAUGCAUACCAUUGAGAUUGAAGGAGACAAGUUGAUUGAAACAUCAGUGUCCGGCAAUAUCACUUUAAAAAGACUCUACAUGAAAACAGCUUAAGAAGAUGAAGACAGAAUCUGGUAGAAGAUAGAACAAUUCUGCAGGAAAAAAACUAAUUCAGGAUAUUACAUUUAUUUCCAUGUAAAGUGCAUGGUUAUAUCACAGAUUAAAAUAAAAGUUGUUCCUUAAAAAAA